CACCGUGACCAAAGACGCAUUUAAACGUUUGCUACGCACAAUGGAUAAGAGGUAUGUUCUGCCCUCCCGCACAUACUUCAAUCAAGUUGCCAUCCCACAGCUCUACGCAGAAUGUAAGGCCAAAGUUGUAAAUGAGCUGGAAAACACGGAGUUUUAUGCAUCAACUACUGAUCUGUGGUCAAGCAGAACGACCGAGCCCUACAUGAGUUUGACCGUGCAUUUCGUCAACGCCAACUUCGAGUUGUGUAGUCGCUGCCUGCAGACAGCAUACUUCCCCACUGACCAUACCGGGGAGAAUAUGGCCAUGGGGCUGAAGGAGUGCUUGGCCAACUGGGGUCUAAAAGAAGAGGCCCAGACGUGCAUAACAACAACAGACAACGCUUCAAAUAUGGUCAAAGCAAUGGGACUUAACCAAUGGACCAGACUGCAGUGCUUCGGACACAGGCUGCAUCUUGCAAUUGAAAAUGCUGUCAAAGAUGAGCAAAGAAUCAAACGGGCCACAGGACUUUGCAAGCAGCUGGUUGUGGUCUUCACUCACAGCUGGAAGAAGAAGGCGGCACUAAAACAGGCACAGCAAGACUUGAACCUACCUCAACAGUCACUGGUCACUGAAUGUCCGACACGAUGGGGCUCCCGGCAGAAAAUGAUUGGGAGGGUGUUGGAGCAGAGCAAGGCACUGUGCCAGGUUCUGUCUGAAGACAGGAAGACCCGGCACCUGGUCCUCACUUGGCAAGACACAGAUGUCCUUGAAUCUGUAAACAAUGCCCUCGGUCCUCUUCAGGAGUUCACAGACGCCCUCUCAGGUGAGGACUACGUAAGCGUGUCAUACCUGAAGCCAGUGCUCCAUCUCCUCAGAACAGCAACGCUUGCUGAAACUGACCAGGACACGAAUCUCACCAAGGAGAUCAAAUCAAGAGCUCUCCACUACAUUGAAGAGAAAUACAGCGACCCAGUGACACAGGAGCUCUUGGACAUCACAUCCUUCCUUGAUCCAAGAUUCAAGAAGAGCUACAUAAGCGAAGAGAAUGUCCCAUACAUCAAAGACAGAGUGAAGAUGGGAAUGGAACAGGUGGCACAAAAGGAGCAGAGGGCUUGUGUCACAACCCAUCCCAUGCCCCUGAGUGCAGAAGAAGAACCACCAUCCACCUCUACAAAGCGAAAGCGGUCACUGGGCAGCUUUUUCAAGACCAAGGCGGGUCCCUGCUUCCUCUACUGUGCAGUUGGAGGAUAUCAUUAA
Messenger RNA from Eleginops maclovinus (Patagonian blennie), 1237 nucleotides. RefSeq names its product E3 SUMO-protein ligase ZBED1-like. The record is from RefSeq and is a predicted model, not a curated record. The coding region runs from base 41 to 1237 and encodes 398 amino acids. The transcript has 3 exons. NCBI's taxonomy places the organism in Eukaryota, Metazoa, Chordata, Actinopteri, Perciformes, Eleginopidae.